Haliotis rubra (blacklip abalone) is the source of this 1084-nucleotide messenger RNA. RefSeq lists its product as uncharacterized. The transcript has 6 exons. Bases 470 to 1006 code for a protein of 178 amino acids. Lineage: Eukaryota; Metazoa; Mollusca; Gastropoda; Lepetellida; Haliotidae. The record is from RefSeq and is a predicted model, not a curated record.
GUGGAGGGUUAACAUGUAGUACUAGAUGUAAACGUCCGUGUCUGGACUGUGACAGAUACACGGGAGAUUGUGUGGGACAAUGCAGGGAUGGUUUCUGUGGACCUGAGUGUUUACAGCGAUGUCCAUAUCCGUUUUCAACGUGUGUAAAAAGUUGUGUAACGCCGAGGAAACUGAAAAUGACUGAUGCAUUGGGGAGACACAUGGUAGUAACAAAGAAGGUUUGAACGCGAAUCCUUGCACGGAGAAAUUUGGCAACAAUUGCAUUAAAUGCAAUCAGUGCUCUGAAUGCCUGGAGGGUAUUAUGGAAGCACGUGUAGUCAGAAGUGCAUUGGAAACUGCUCGUUUGACUGUGAUAUCCAAACGGGUCUCUGCAGAAUGUGUACAGAUGGCUUCUACGGUGACAACUGUUCAGUUCCGUGUUCGACGAUAUGUUUAGGGGAAGCUUGUGAAAGAUCAACUGGGGCUUGUCAUGGCUGCAGCGAGGGAUAUUGUUCUGCUAACACUGCAUGUAAACAAAACUUGCAAUGCCAAUUGUCCAAAGAAUUGUCACUUUGAAACAUGCUCGUGCUUAACGUCAUCUUCACCCGACACUACGUCCGCAACACCCAGUUCCCCUAAGCAAGGUGGCAUAUUGGCGGUAUACUGGAUCUGCUUCAAUGUAAACUCGAUGUACCUGGUCAUCUUCAUCAUCUUCAUUGUAUACGGCUAUGAAAAGAAAUUAUGGACUUCACUAAACUAUUUCUGCCAAUCAAAUGAACCAGAUCGAGUUUCAGCAGGAGCUCCCUUGUCCGGCGAAUGUGAGGAGACACCGGAUCAGGUAAUAUCGACUCCUGGGGACAGAAUUAGAGCAUACGAAGCGAACACAGGUUCAAGAACAACAAAGAAUAGCUGUUGCAACCUUGUGCAAUCCAUAGGAAAAGCAAGAGCAUUAGCAUUAGCAUUAGUAUGUGGCUAUGUCUUGCUGUAUAUUAUUACUGUGUGUGUAAUACAUUAUCACAACAUAUAAGGCAAUUCAUAUGUAUCACUAUGUAUGCACUCUUGUAGUUUUGUAAAAUAACAAUAAUUAAACCCCUCUCUUCAUCCC